Messenger RNA from Solanum lycopersicum (tomato), 2067 nucleotides. RefSeq names its product pyruvate decarboxylase 1. Lineage: Eukaryota; Viridiplantae; Streptophyta; Magnoliopsida; Solanales; Solanaceae. Gene Ontology annotation, molecular function: magnesium ion binding; pyruvate decarboxylase activity; thiamine pyrophosphate binding. The record is from RefSeq and is a predicted model, not a curated record. Gene Ontology annotation, cellular component: cytosol.
UUAAGUAAACCUCUAAUUAUAUAACUCCCUGAAUCCGCCCCCUGUUUCUUCAUAAUCCAACACACUAUAUAACUCCCUCCAUUUCUCACUCACAAAACAAAUCAAAUUCUUCAUAAAUAAUGGACUUCAAAAUCGACACUUGCAAGCCAAUAAAUGGCGACAUAGCAAACGUACCAACCAAUAAAGCUGUUACAAUCCAAAACUCCACCAUUCCAUUCAAUUCCCCUGACUCAACACUCGGCCGUCACCUUGCCCGCCGGUUAGUUCAGAUCGGAGUAACCGACGUUUUCUCCGUUCCCGGUGAUUUCAACUUGACACUUCUCGAUCAUCUCAUUGCUGAACCUGAACUUAACCUUAUAGGUUGUUGUAAUGAGCUAAAUGCAGGCUAUGCAGCUGAUGGAUAUGCUAGGGCACGGGGAAUUGGGGCUUGUGUUGUUACGUUUACCGUCGGUGGAUUAAGUAUCGUUAAUGCAAUUGCUGGUGCUUAUAGUGAAAAUUUACCUUUGAUUUGUAUGGUUGGUGGACCUAAUUCUAAUGAUUAUGGAACUAAUACAAUACUUCAUCAUACUAUUGGUUUACAUGAUUUUAGUCAAGAGCUUCGUUGUUUUCAAACUGUGACUUGCUACCAGGCUGUGUUGAAUAAUUUAGAAGAUGCUCAUGAACUGAUUGAUACUGCAAUUUCCACAUCUUUGAAAGAGAGUAAGCCGGUUUAUAUUAGUGUAGGAUGUAACUUGCCGGGGAUUCCGCAUCCUACGUUCAGUCGUGAACCAGUUCCGUUUUCCCUCUCUCCCAGAUUAAGUAAUAUGAUGGGGUUGGAAGCAGCAGUAGAAGCAGCGGCUGAGUUCUUGAACAAAUCAGUAAAGCCAGUGCUUGUUGGAGGGCAAAAUAUGCGCGUUGCAAAGGCAUGUGAUGCUUUUGUUGAGCUGGCUGACAGCUGUGGUUACGCGGUGGCAGUGAUGCCAGCCGCAAAAGGUUUGGUUCCGGAACACCAUCCACAUUUCUUAGGAACUUACUGGGGUGCAGUGAGCACGACCUUCUGUGCUGAAAUUGUUGAAUCUGCUGAUGCCUACUUGUUUGCUGGACCAAUUUUUAACGACUAUAGCUCUGUUGGUUAUUCUCUUCUUCUCAAGAAAGACAAAGUGAUCAUUGUCCAGCCUGAUCGUGUGACAAUUGGGAACGGACCUGCAUUUGGUUGUGUUCUAAUGAGGGAUUUCCUUUCCGCAUUAGCAAAGAGAGUAAAGCAUAAUCCAACUUCUUAUGAGAAUUAUCAUAGGAUUUAUGUUCCUGAUGGACUUCCUCUCAAAUGUAAGCCUAAGGAGGCAUUAAGGGUGAACGUUCUAUUUCAACACAUUCAAAAUAUGCUGACUGGUGAGAGUGCUGUGAUUGCUGAGACGGGGGACUCGUGGUUCAACUGUCAGAAGCUGAAAUUGCCACAAGGAUGCGGAUAUGAGUUCCAAAUGCAGUAUGGAUCUAUCGGUUGGUCUGUUGGUGCAACUCUUGGUUAUGCACAAGCUGCACCAGAAAAACGGGUGAUUGCCUGCAUCGGUGAUGGUAGCUUUCAGAUGACUGCUCAAGAUAUUUCAACAAUGCUAAGGUGUGGGCAGAGGACCAUUAUCUUCUUGAUAAACAAUGGUGGUUAUACAAUUGAAGUUGAGAUCCAUGAUGGACCUUACAAUGUGAUCAAGAAUUGGAACUACACAGGAUUAGUCGAUGCAAUCCAUAACGGAGAAGGAAAAUGUUGGACAACCAAGGUUUAUUGUGAAGAAGAGUUGGUGGAAGCAAUUGAAACAGCAAAUGGAGCAAAGAAAGACUGUUUGUGUUUCAUUGAAGUGAUUGUCCACAAACAUGACACUAGCAAAGAGCUACUUGAAUGGGGUUCUAGGGUCUCAGCAGCUAAUAGUCGUCCACCAAAUCCACAGUAAAAUGUUCAAAGAAUAUUGAAUUUGCUGCAAAGAAUUCUUGCAAUUUGAGAGUUGCCACUAUAUGUUGUAAUGUUUUCUUGUGAUUUUCGCAGGAAGGGUUUGUAUUCCACUAAGUAUUGCUUUUGUUAACUUGUUCAUCCAUUAA